Messenger RNA from Ruditapes philippinarum (Manila clam), 1236 nucleotides. Its product is annotated as fibropellin-1-like. Gene Ontology annotation, biological process: Notch signaling pathway. The record is from RefSeq and is a predicted model, not a curated record. NCBI's taxonomy places the organism in Eukaryota, Metazoa, Mollusca, Bivalvia, Venerida, Veneridae. The coding region runs from base 391 to 1221 and encodes 276 amino acids. Gene Ontology annotation, molecular function: Notch binding; calcium ion binding. The transcript is spliced from 8 exons.
CAGGUCGGAAACGAUACGUCGUGGGCUCUAGCGCAUGUAGAAUCUGUAAAUAAUAUUGUAAAGAACAUAAUAGAAAGGGAACCUUCAUAUGUUGAAAAUAACUCUGAAAAGGUUGUUACAUUCUUUAGAAAUACAUGCCCAGGAAACUGUAGCAACAACGGUGAUUGUACAGAUACAAGCGAGUGUGAUUGCUUUGAAUUUUUCCAUGGACCGGAAUGUGACAUAGAUGAAAGAGAUCCUUUGAUAAUUGACGACAUAGAAGGUGGCGGAGAAUGUGAUCUAGGUGAUGGCGAAGAAUGUAAAUGUUUCCAUGUCAGAUCUUCAAAUAUUCUUGAAGGUUUUAAAUGCCAAAUCAAGGCGAUCAAGAUUUCAGUCACUGGUGAAAGGGAGAUGGAAUACACAAAGUCAUUUACUGGUGGAUAUGAGGAUAUAUUUACUGGGGUGUGCUGUGUUCAAGACAACAUAAUUGAUACGGAAAGUUUAUUUGUUACGCAAUACGAUUUUUCUAUCAGCAAUAAUGGUUUAACGUUCGUUAACUAUAAGAGUGUUUACGUGCUCGACUCAACUUGCCAAGAAGGGGAGAAUACUUCUUUCGACAACGCUUCAUUCAGCUUGAAGACUGGAUUCUGUUUCAUCAAUGGAUCUUGUACAGCGGAAAAAGAGAUGGCUCCUGUUGGUUGUUUGGCAUGUCAGUCUAUUAAGGAUAAAUAUAACUGGACAGAUUAUAACCCAUGCCAGAAUGGGGGUUAUUGUACUGACGAAACUAACGGCUAUUCUUGCGUUUGCGUUGAUGGAUAUGGCGGGAAGAAUUGUGAAAUCGAUAUAGAUGAAUGUUCUUCCGACCCAUGCACAAACGGUGGCACCUGUAAGGAUCUUGUCAAUGGUUAUGAAUGUACAUGCAUUGCCGGAUAUGACGGAACAACAUGUGAUAAUAAUAUCGAUGAAUGUUCGAACGACCCAUGUAAAAAUGGAGGUACAUGUACGGAUCUUGUUAAUGGAUAUGAAUGUGAAUGUGUGCCGGGAUAUGACACAGAUGACACGUGUCAUAAUGCACAGGUACAAUAUCGCUGCAAUCCAGAUGACAGUAUUAAUGUGUUCAAUCUACCAGAAGACAGUUACCUAUUUGCCAUGCAAGUUGUCACGGACGGAAAUGACAUACCGUGUACGGUGCACGAGGAAAAUGCGACAACUGUGACAUUGACCGGGUGCUCGAAGGUAUAAGAAUGUCAAGUUUUG